Molecule: messenger RNA, 2226 nt
Organism: Akanthomyces muscarius
Lineage: Eukaryota; Fungi; Ascomycota; Sordariomycetes; Hypocreales; Cordycipitaceae
Exons: 3
Coding region: 1-2226 (741 amino acids)
Biological process (GO): protein targeting to vacuole; retrograde transport, endosome to Golgi
Cellular component (GO): endosome
Molecular function (GO): phosphatidylinositol-3-phosphate binding
Source: RefSeq, a predicted model, not a curated record
AUGUCUCUCUUCGGGACAUCGCCCACAGAGGACAAUGCUCCUUCGACACCGAGUCGAUCGCGUGGCGGACGCGGAGCAGGCCUCUUCGAUGACGACGCCCCAGUGUCGUCUAGCGACGCCGGCCUAUUUGCCGAUACGGAGCAACAAGGCGCAGGAGAUGAUGACAAUCACGUCGACUCCCCAUGGGAUAUGCCCACCCCGCGCAAACAUCAGAGCCGUGCCGAGCUGAUCCGAAAGCUGCUGCCCGUAGCAGACGUCCCCGAGAGCUACAUUGAGACGUUUGAAGCCGUGGUGCGGCAAGAUGGCGACGAUUCCGGUAGAGUCGCAGCCGCCGGCAUCGCCAAAGUCUUUGCCACAGCUCGUGUUGAUGCUGACACCCAGGCGACCAUCAUGUCUUUGCUUGCGGCCGGCGGCAACGCCUCGAACCUGACGCUGGGUCGCGGCGAGUUCAGCGUCCUGCUUGCGCUUGUGGGUCUAGCCCAGGAAGGCGACAUCAUCAGCCUUGAUGGGGUCGAUGAGCGCCGAACAAACCUUCCCCGGCCCAAGCUCGCCGGCCUGACCGCCGAACCCGUCCUUCCACCCAUCGCUGAGCUCGCCGCGAAGCCUCCCCAAGCGCCCGUUACCGCCGCCGCCAUUAACGAAGCUCCCCAGAUCCCUAAGCAGCACCAAGCGAUCCUUCGGCCAGCCAUGGAUGACCCCGAAGCCGAUCCCUGGAACACGCCCGACAUGCACAAGGGCCACACCCACACGAAGCCGAACGGCAUCGGCGGUGCUGUGGCCAACAGCCACUCGACAUUUGCAACCUCGGCAACGGCUGCGCCGGUGCCUCCGACACCUUCUGAAUCCUACUCUGCUCCCCCUCGCAACGACACAGUGUCGAGUCCCCGACCGAAUAGUGGUAUCGCCGGGCCGGAUGGCUGGGGCUCCGGCUUUUAUGCUGAGCAGCAGACGCCACCCGUCGGACCCAGCAGCACCAACCUGUUUGGCAGCGAUGAUGCUGGUCGCGCGCCAGAGACCGCCGGACCUGUACCGCCGUCACUAAAUCCCAGUCGAAGCACGGUCGGUCGUACCGGAAGCGCUGUCGAAGAAAGCGUAAUUGUCUCUCUGAUGCCAGGCAAAGAAGGCGUUUUCAUGUUCCAACAUCACAACUACGAGGUUACCAGCCAGAGACGAGGAAGCAAAGUAAUCCGCCGAUACAGCGACUUUGUCUGGCUCCUCGACUGUCUGCACAAACGCUAUCCCUUCCGCGUUUUGCCUCUGCUGCCUCCAAAGAGAGUUGCAGUGAACGGCAACCAUCUCUCCAACGACGGCGCAUUCAUCGAGAAGCGACGAAGGGGUCUAAGCCGCUUUAUCAAUGCCCUCGUCAGGCAUCCCAUCCUCAGCCAGGAACAGCUCGUGGUCAUGUUUCUGACCGUUCCCACUGAGCUCGCUGUGUGGCGCAAACAGGCCACAAUCUCUGUCCAGGACGAAUUCACCGACAAAGCGCUACCUCCGGGCCUCGAGGAUUCUCUUCCACCCACGCUCGAAGAACUUUUCACCAAGACAAGAUCUGGUGUAGUUCGCUCGGCGGAGCUAUACAUCAACGUAUGCAACAUUAUGGACCGUCUAGUGAAGCGCACUGAAGGUGUCGCUGCCGACCACGCUCGUGUCGCCAUGUCUCUUGCGUCUCUUACCGAAACAUCUACCGAUACGUAUGCUACCGACACGAACGAGGUUCCGCUGCUCAAUGACGGUCUCACUGCCAUGAGCAGACAUUUGCGGACAUGCCAAUCGCUGCUGGAGGACGAGAGCAAAGGCUGGGAUGAAGGCGUGCUCGAGGACUUGAAGCGCCAGCGCGACGCUCUCGUCAGUGUGCGCGACUUGUUUGAACGCCGCGACAGGCUAGACAAGGACAACAUCCCUUCGCUAGAACGCCGCAUCCAGACCAACGAAACCAAGUUGGCGACCCUGCGCGGAAAGCCCGACGGCACAGUCAAGCCUGGUGAGAUAGACAGGGUUGCGGAGAACAUCAUCAAGGACAAGGAAUCUAUUGUUCAGCAGCACAACCGCUCCAUCUUUGUAAAGGAGUGCAUUCGCGACGAGCUCAUCACCUUCCAGCUAACGCAGUACCACGUCAGCCGAUGGAAUCAGGACUGGGCAGGGGAGCGUGUCAAGUAUGCCGAGAUGCUGGCCGACAACUGGCGGCGGCUACUGGACCAGCUCGAAGGCAUGCCGCUGGGCUACUGA